Chinchilla lanigera (long-tailed chinchilla) is the source of this 6471-nucleotide messenger RNA. It is a transcript of the gene Cgnl1, whose product is annotated as cingulin-like 1. The transcript has 19 exons. Gene Ontology annotation, cellular component: myosin complex. The coding region runs from base 96 to 3920 and encodes 1274 amino acids. The record is from RefSeq and is a predicted model, not a curated record. NCBI's taxonomy places the organism in Eukaryota, Metazoa, Chordata, Mammalia, Rodentia, Chinchillidae.
GGGAGUGCCCGCGAGGGGAACCGGAUGGUUUGAUCGGUGUUUGGGAAGGAUCGCGGCUGAGCGGAGAGAAGCAGGGCUCCCUGGGACCGUGCGCCAUGGAGCUGUACUUUGGUGAAUACCGGCACGUGCAGCAGGAAUACGGUGUCCACCUGCGACUGGCGAGUGACGAGAGCAGGAGGCCGAGGAACUCGCCGCGCUCCAGGACAGGCUCCUACGGCGUCAGUAUCAGAGUCCAGGGCAUCGACGGUCACCCCUACAUAGUCCUCAACAACACGGAGCGCUGUCUGCCGGGAAAUGGGCCCUCCUUCCCGUCUUCGGGGAUGAAGGAGCGCGGCGGGGAAGAACCGCCGCCCCCAGAAAACCCAUACGCCCAGCCCAGCUCACCCGGAGGCUCGAAGCAGCCCUCUCUCCCCGAGGGCAGGAAUGGUGUCCUAGAGCGAAAAGACAUCCCGGGGAGGUCGUCCCACCUGCUGAACUUUCAGAGGCAUCCAGAGCUUUUGCAGCCCUACGACCCUAACAAGAGUGAGCUGAACGUGCAGAGUCACCCAGCUCCUGAGAGCGAUUGGUUAACCGGUGUAACAGAAGAAGGCGCCAGCAAGAAGCCGCAGCCUUGGACUUGCUUUCCCAACCCCGGCAGCCCGCUGCCCGCCGGCCCUCCCCUGGAGUCCAUCCGACUGUGCGGCUCUUUGGUCAUAGAGGACCCCAAGCAGCAGACCUCAGUGUGCGUCAAUGUCCAGAGCUGCGCGAAGGAAGGGCUGGCGGAGGAGGGCCUUUCCCCUGGCAGGAGGUCGACGGCCCUUAGCCCGCAGCCCCAGGCCGAAAGCAAGAGAACCAGGCCCGAUGUCCUUCCCUUCCGGCGACAAGACUCCGCGGGCCCCGUCCUGGACGGGGCUCGGUCGCGGAGGUCCUCGUCCUCCUCCACCACGCCCACCUCGGCCAACUCUCUGUACAGGUUUCUGCUCGACGAUCAGGAGUGUGCCAUCCAUGCUGACAACGUCAACCGGCACGAGAACCGGAGGUACAUCCCCUUCUUGCCAGGGACUGGGCGGGAUAUUGACACGGGCUCCAUUCCUGGUGUGGACCAGUUGAUUGAAAAAUUUGAUCAAAAGCCUGGGCUUCAGAGAAGAGGACGGCCUGGGAGGCGGAACAGAAUCAACCCGGACGACAGGAAGAGGUCCCGGAGCGUGGACAGCGCGUUUCCCUUCGGUCUGCAGGGCAGCGCGGAGUACCUGACGGAGUUCAGCAGGAACCUGGGCAAGUCCAGCGAGCGCCUCCUGCGGCCGUCCCAGCUGUGUCCCCAGAGGUCGCCAGCUCAGGAGAGCCGCGGGAGGCACGGCACAGGCCGAGCCUCGGCCAGGCCGCAGGGAGCCACGCACGGCGCCCAGGGUGCCACGCAGAACAAGGAUGGGAAAGGCCUAGAAAACAAAGGAAGUCAAGAAGGCACCACAGUGGUUUGUACAACCUCCCUGGCAGCACAGGCCAGAAAGGAGGAAGAAAUCAAAACAGCCACCGCUACGCUGAUGUUGCAGAAUAAUCGGGCGGUGGCAACCUCGCCGGAUUCUGGUGCCAAGAAAAUUUCCAUGAAGACAUUUCCUUCCAGCUCAAACGCUCAGGCUACCCCGGAUCUCUUAAAGGGCCAGCAAGAGCUCAGCCAGCAAGCCAAUGAGGAGACGGCCAAGCAGAUACUGUAUAAUUACCUCAAAGAAGGAAGCUCUGACAAUGAGGAUGCCACUAAAAGGAAAGUCAACUUGGUCUUUGAGAAAAUCCAGACCUUAAAGUCUCGUGCAGCAGGGAGUGCCCAAGGGAAUCACCAAACUACUAGCACCUCAUCUGAAGUCAAAGAUCUGUUGGAACAGAAAAACAAGUUGACCUCAGAAGUGGCUGAACUUCAGCAACAGCUUCAACUAGAGAUCAAGAACCAGCAGAACAUACAAGAAGAGAGAGAGCGCCUGAGAGCAGACUUGGAAGCGCUUCGGAGCCAGCUGGACAGGCGGGUGGAGGACAGCGCCCCGCUGCAGCAGCGCCUGGAGGAGAGUGAGGCUGAGCUCCGGAAGAGCCUGGAGGAGCUCUUCCAGGUGAAGAUGGAGCGGGAACAGCACCAGACCGAGAUCAGGGAUCUGCAGGACCAGCUCUCAGAGAUGCACGACGAACUGGACAGUGCCAAGCGGUCCGAGGACAGGGAGAAGGCGGCUCUGAUUGAGGAGCUGCUGCAGGCAAAGCGAGACCUUCAUGACCUGCUGAUCGCCAAAGAGGAGCUGGAGGAGCUCCUGCGAAAGCGAGAGCGGGAGCUCACGGCCCUGAAGGGAGCCCUGAAGGAAGAGGUUUCCAGCCACGACCAGGAGAUGGACAGGCUGAAGGAGCAGUACGACGCAGAGCUGCAGGCCCUGAGGGAGAGUGUGGAAGAGGCCACCAAGAAUGUCGAGGUCCUGGCCAGCCGGAGCAGCACUUCAGAACAGAGCCAGGUGGGGGCUGAGAUGCGGGAAAAGGCACUGAAGGAGGAGAAGGCGAAGCUGCAGGCCAGAGCUGAGGAACUGGAGCGCAGGGUGGCUGAGCUGCAGGCGCAGAUGGAGGACAGCAAAGGUGAUGGGGCCCGCGCUGAGGAAGCGCUCCGGAAGUACGAGGGUGAAGUGCGGCAGCUAGAGGAGGCCCUUGUGCAUGCCAGGAAGGAAGAAAGAGAAGCUGUGUCGGCCAAGUGUGCCCUGGAGAGUGAGCUGGCAGAUGCUCAGAGAGCACUGAGUCGGACCGUCCAGGAGCAGGAGCAGCUGUCGGAGAAGCUGCAGGAGGAGACUGAGCAGAAGGAGCAGUUGAGGAGGCUGAAGAACGAGAUGGACAGUGAGCGACGACACCUCGGGGAGACCAUCGAGAAGCUGCAGAAGGAGAUGGCCGACAUUGUGGAGGCAUCGCGCACGUCGACACUGGAGCUCCAGAACCAGCUGGACGAGUACAAGGACAAGAAUCGCAGGGAGCUCGUGGAAACGCAGAGGCAACUGAAGGAGAAAACCCUCGAGGCAGAGAAGUCCCGCCUGGCCUCCGCCAGACUGCAGGACGAGAUGCGCCUGAUGGAGGAGGAGAUACGGGACUACCAGCGUGCUCAGGACGAGGCGCUCACGAAGAAGCAGCUGCUGGAGCAAACACUGAAGGACCUAGAGCACGAGCUGGAGGCCAGGAGUCACCUCCGAGAUGACCGCAGCCGGCUGGUCAAGCAGAUGGAGGACAAGGUGUCUCAGCUGGAGACGGAGCUGGAAGAAGAAAGAAGCAACUCAGACCUGCUGUCUGAGAGGAUCGCUUGGAGCAGGGAGCAGAUGGAGCAGAUAAGGAACGAGCUUCUUCAGGAGCGCGGCGUGCGACAAGACUUGGAGUGUGACAAGAUUUCCCUGGAGAGACAGAACAAGGACUUGAAGAGCCGGGUUGUGCACCUGGAAGGCUCCCACAGGUCCAGCAAGGAGGGGCUGGUGCUGCAGAUGGAGGCCCGGAUCGUGGAGCUGGAGGACCGUCUGGAGAGCGAGGAGAGGGAGCGUGCCAGCCUGCAGCUCAGCAACCGCAGGCUGGAGCGGAAGGUGAAGGAGCUGGUGAUGCAGGUGGACGAUGAGCACCUGUCGCUGACAGAUCAGAAGGACCAGCUGAGCUUGCGCUUGAAAGCAAUGAAGCGGCAGGUGGAAGAGGCCGAGGAGGAAAUCGACCGGUUGGAAAGUUCAAAGAAGAAGCUGCAAAGGGAGCUGGAGGAGCAGAUGGACCUGAACGAGCAGCUGCAGGGGCAGCUCAACGCCAUGAAGAAGGACUUCAGACUUAAGAAGCUGCCGAGUAAAAUGCUGGACGACAUGGAUGACGACGAUGACCUCAGCACCGAGGGCGGGAGCCUCUAUGAAGCUCCGCUGAGCUUCACUUUCUCCAGGGACAGCACCGUGGUCAGCCAGAUCUAACUGCGGCCCUCACUGCUGCUGCAACUCUGCAGUGCCCAUGCAGGAGGCAGCAGGGAGAGCAGAGUGCGGGGAGCCCCUGGCCACCCCGACACACAGCUCACGGUGCUCCGUGGGUCUCCAGGGUCUUGAGAGGGAGUCACCGCCUGCUGGCCCGUUUGGAGAAAAGUGCCUUGGUAGGAUGAACACCCGGUCCUUCACAGCUGUGCCUCCCUUCCAAGAGAAAGGGUCCCAAGUGCACCUUCCUACUUCAGAACCACGUGCAGAGGACAUGGUGAACGUACCGCACACCAGCCCUUCGCACAGACCGCUGCGGACACAUUUUAGACCGUUCUGCCACCUCUUCAGGGUGGGCUCUUUGUACAGUUCACAUAUAUAUCCUGAGCAUUCUUUCUUAAAACUCAAAGCUGCUAGGCUUCAUUAAGAAGCGGAGAUGAGAGACAAGGUCGAAUGUAGACCACUUUGGAGACCAGAGUUGGAAAGAAGGAUCGUAGGGACCUUCCUGGGAGCGAGCACAGGCGCAGGCGGCCUGGGAAACCGCUGUUGCUGAUCAAGGGUGUGAGAGUUGGAGCCUCACUGUCGCCUGUGAGCUGUAUUUAGGGCUUUGGUUGCUCAUCUCAUCUAGAGCUACAGUUUCUGGACCAUGCGAGACCAGUUUCUGGUCGCCAGUUUCCGUUGUACACACAGGAGUGGGGAGACUUUAGGUGUAUAGCAGGUGACGUGGCCUCUGGCGGCACUGGGCUGCUGCGCCACGUGGUCCUCUGCCUCCCCCGCCAGGGGCCUGGAGCUCCACGCUCAGGCCUAACAUGGAGAGGACGGGAGCUCAGGUUGUCAGCCUAGGUGUGAGGAUGAGGCAGGAGGUGCUCAGUGAGGUCCUGGGGAGAGGGCGGGGGAGAGAGGGCACAACGGCUGUGGGUGUGGGUGCGCGUGAGGAAGAAGGUGGAAAAGGGCAAGAGCCGCAGGACUGGAGAUAGGGGGACUCGAGCUGGAGCUGGAGCGGUGUUCAGGGAGGAAGAGUGGGACCUGUCUGCAAACUGGAGGUCUCCUUGCUACUUUCGGGCACAAGGUUAGGUCUGGUGCAAGGCCAAAACGGGUGGGAUUACAGGGAGGGCGGUGUCGGGAGGAUGCAGAAGCCCUGCAUACCCACAGGGCGCGGGCUGGGCAGCUCAGGUGGGAAGAGGCCGGGGAGAGGACGUGGGACGUAGCUAUGGGGCCAAGACAGCUUCCGUGGGGCCCCUUGUAAUGACAGGUGGGAGAGCUGAGGGCCAGAGAAGUCCAUGGCAGUUGGCAGGGGUCUCGCUUACCUUGGGUCCCAGAGCUGCUCAACAGGAGGCAGAGUCCUCAGUGUAUGGAAGGGUGGGCACCUGGAACUGGAGAGCCACACCCUCCUCUGCCACCACACUGGCCACUCGUGUGCCCUCACUGUGAGGGGUGGCCAUGGCCCCUGCUCACUCCAGUGCGGGCAGGCCCUCCCUCAGCCUCUGGUCCAUGUGGCAAAUCUGUCGGGCACCUGCAGUGUGCCGGGUACAGCCCUUGGCACUGGGAUAGCAGUGAAUACAGUGGGUGAAAACGGUCCUCCUGGUGCUCAGUCAGCAGAGUGGGUGCCAGACAGUAGCCAAGUGGACACGGGGCCGGGCACCACGGAGCUCAGCCCUGAGCCCUCUGCCCUCUUGGGGAUGUGACAAUCACAGGGAUCCUUGGACCCUCAGAAUGUAUUUCACUUCCCUGUUGCUUCCAUGUUUCCAAACACCGGCCAGGAAGCCAGCCUGCAGAUGCCUCGCAUUCAGGUACCCAGAGCGUGGGGAGAGAUCAGCCAGCCCGGAAGCUGGGCAGGGAGCAUCCGCUUUGCUUGAUGGAAAAGCCGCUUCCUCUCAUUUUCGCCUGUUCUUGCUGGUAGCCUUUAAGGUGGCUGUUGGAAGCAAGAGGGCCCCUGAGUAGAGCAGAGGACAGGAAUGGCUCUCACUGUCACCCUAGAAAGAGCCACUGAAGAUGUUGAUUGUGCCGUGAAGAUGUUAAUGCGGUCCCCCACUGCGGUGCAGUCGCCAGCGGCCAGGAGCCUGCAGUACGUUGGGCGGGAAGGGAACAGCCCUGGGUGUGGAGAGGUGUUGUGGGCCCUGACUCAUCUCCUUACCCUCGGCCUUGACAGGGUGCUGGCUGGGAUGAGAUGAAGAUUAGGGCCCCAGGUCCUUCCCAGCUUGAACACAGCCAUGCUUUGAUCACAUAUAUAUGUUAUAUAUACCUACUUUCCUCUUGUUUAUUGCUUUAAGAGCUAACCCCUGCUCAAGAGUGUUUUCUUUAGGUUAAGAAGAAACAAAAUUAUGUAAAAAAUAUAUGACCAAAUGCAAUGCUGAAGAGACAAUCAUCACAUAUCUUUAUAAUUUCCCCUUUCAGAGUACCAUCCUGCCGUACCUGUUCACGUACUCUGUUGGGUUUUGCUUUCGCAUAUGGUUUGCUUGUCAUGGGGAAAGGAUACUCGUGGUGUGGCUACCUCCACGUAAGUGAAUGUCUGGGUGCAGCAAGAUUUCCUCUCAAUAAACAGCGUCACCAACUGGAA